CCUCCAGCCGGCUGUCCGCGGCGCGAGCCUCCGAGUUCCGCCGGCUUCCUCCGCUCCUGCCCAUCGGGGACUCCUUCCACCGUCUUCCCACUCGGCACAGCUCCAGGCGACCCCCGACUGCCAUCUCCAUGGUGUCGCUUCUGUGCUGCGGGCCCAAGCUGGCCGCCUGCGGCAUCGUCCUCAGCGCCUGGGGGGUGAUCAUGUUGAUAAUGCUGGGAAUCUUCUUUAACGUCCAUUCGGCUGUGCUCAUUGAGGACGUCCCCUUCACGGAGAAAGAUUUUGAGAAUGGCCCCCAGAACAUAUACAAUCUUUACGAGCAAGUCAGCUACAACUGCUUCAUCGCUGCGGGCCUCUACCUCCUCCUCGGAGGCUUCUCUUUCUGCCAAGUGCGGCUCAAUAAGCGCAAGGAAUAUAUGGUGCGCUAGAGCCGGGCCGCAUUUACCCUCCCCAGUCCCCUCCUCUAUUUAAAGACUCUCCCCGCCCCUUCUGCCCUCAUUCUGGGGCCCGCCCUGCGGAGGGAGGCUGGGCCUGGCUGUCACCGUCCCUCCAGCCCCCUCGCCAUUUCCCAAAACACAAUAAAGAGAAGCUGCUCUCU
Pipistrellus kuhlii (Kuhl's pipistrelle) is the source of this 595-nucleotide messenger RNA. It is a transcript of the gene RNASEK, whose product is annotated as ribonuclease K. The record is from RefSeq and is a predicted model, not a curated record. The transcript has 3 exons. NCBI's taxonomy places the organism in Eukaryota, Metazoa, Chordata, Mammalia, Chiroptera, Vespertilionidae. Bases 129 to 425 code for a protein of 98 amino acids. Gene Ontology annotation, molecular function: RNA endonuclease activity.